AUGAUACCGAAGAGAAGUCCUUGCUCGAGUACAAACAGCUACACGAUAGGCGGAAGCAGCAUCGAUUUACAACCCCAGCAGCUGGUUCUCCAAAAACAGCAACAGCAGACAAGUCAACCGCAGCAUCAGCCGCAGCAGCAACAGCAGCAACUACAACUACAACAGCAGCUACAACAAUCAUCGAGUUUAUCAAGUAGUAAUAGUCUAAUUAAUAACAACGGUAAUCAAAUUAGAGAUAGGGAUAGUACCAAUUACGUGAACGUGUCCUCGAUAUCGGCCCUCAACGUGUCCUCCAUUAGUAACAACAACAACAACAACAGCAACAUCAUCAACAAUAACAGUAGCAGUAGUUCCAACAGUACCAAUCACCACGUCAACCUAAUAGGCGCAUCGACAGCGUCAGCCACAAUGACCACCUCAGCCGCAAUUUCGCCUCCUCGGCCAAUGCAGAAGGUGAUACCAACGGUAGUGUAUCUGAUGUCCCGCAUAGCUGUACAUAUGGAGAUAGAGGGAACCGCACAAUGCCCGGCCCAGGUGAUGUUGGCCGCGGCACUCGGCUGUGAAGAACUAGGAAUAACCAAUAAGCUGUUGGCGCAGAGUGUGUUCGGUCUAUGGAUGACCAGUCCACUGCUGGAGGUGCAGCUGAAGCCACACCAUCGGCCCUACGCCGUCAGAGUAGCGUGGUCCAAACUGUUGGAUAAGCACAGCCACGGGAAUGAGCUGGAGAAGUUGUCCGAUGAACCGAUGACCACUCUGAGGCGGAAUGUGUUCUUUUCGCGGAAGGAUGAGGAAAAAAUCAAGGAUCCCCGGAUACUGGAGCUGUUAUACGAGGAAGCCCGGCAUAACGUUUUGCUGGGUCGGUACGUGAUGGAGUCGUCGCAUUCGAUAAUGUUGGGAGGAAUCCAGGCGAGGAUAGAACUAGGGCCGUACAAUUCCCACACUCAUUCGACUAGCUAUUUUAGAGAAAAUCAAUUCCGUUUCCUACCGGCGCAUGUUGCUAAAAGUUCCAGUUGGUCGUGGCUUCCAAUCAGCCGGCGAUCGUCGGCUGAGGUAAGACUGCUAGAGCAAUUCAAACGGGUACCAACAACAGCCACCACUAAGAAGCUGAUGCGGAAGUACUUGGAAUUCUGCUGGGCGUUACCAUUCUACGGUGCUGCGUAUUUUCACGGGCAAGUAGAACAACCCGUGAGAGGCCUGUCGAGUUUGAUGCAACAAAAGGAUCUACCCGUACUGAUAGCAGUAAAUGAACGGGGCAUCUUCGUGAUAGACCACAUCGAAUGCACAUUGUUGCUGGGUUUGAAAUACGAAGAACUUUCGUGGGAUUACGCAAAGCCCAGCAACGUGAGCGAUCCGGAAUGUAUGCAGUGUAUAUUUCUGCAGUUCGCCGCCGUGGAAAACGGAAUUGCCGCCACCAAACUUAUGCAAAUCUUCACCCGCCAAGCUGCCAUGAUAGACGCCUUAAUAUCCCACUUCACCGAUCAGGCCAAGCGGCGGAAAGAAAGCGGCGAGGGUGACAUCCCUGCCGGAGAGAACCAGUAUGAAGCAGAACCAAAUCCAAUCCAGAACAACGGAAACGGUGUACUGAGCAACAAGUUGUCUCGCCUGACCUUGGCCACAUUCGACGAUGAAGGCCGCUGCAUUGGCCAGAUGGGAUCGCUAUCAAUUAGUUAUUAACAUUUAAUUCUCGUCUAAGUGGAGGUCGUGUUGUAAAGUUUCUAUCCUAGGGCAACGAUUCACAUGUUGAAAGAGAUAGAUGAAGAAAACCGCGGAAAAAAGACUACGACGAAGUUAAGUGAUCUGCAGAGCAGGAGCGCAAAAACCUAGGGUUGAUACCCAAUUUAUACUUCAUUUCCCGGCUAGCAAAAUCUUAUCUAAAUAAUAAUAAGCAUAAAAUGGAUUCAGAAUUCAACUCGCAGCUGUUGAUAUUCACGUGAUAUUGUAUGACAUGAAUAAUAGAAUAAAUCAUAACUGCACUAGCAUCCGCGUCCCAUUACAGUCGGAUCAGUCAGUGUGAGAAGCAUGUGAAUCGAAUACGAAUUUACUUGUAAAUAGGUAAUCCAAUUGAUUGAUAUCUUUUUAAAGGAAGAAUAAGCAAACAAAACCAACUUUGUACUCUUACAACAAAUUAGUUCAAUAUUACACCAACAUAAUCGCAUUCACUCACACUCAGUCAUUUUCAGAUGUAAAUCUACUUAGCAAAGUCAACCAAAAUAACAAAACACAAAUCCCACGCGUUUCCUUGUAUAACAAUGCCCUGAAAAAAAAGUUGUUGACGCAGUAAGGAUGUAUAUUAAGACGAUCCCAAAACCCAAAUCACUCAAAGUAACACAAAUAUACUUACACACGUACACAAAAACAGAACAGAAAAACCAAUAACGAUUCGAACCAGAAUGGAAUUUAAUUGCAAAGUCUGCGGCAGAGAUAGAGCGAUAGCCAGAAAUAGACAGGAAAAGUGAUGAACAAGGAAUAGUAGAAAUGAAUGCAAAGUGGUCAAAUAAUUUUGAUAAGUUCAAUUUAAUAAGGAAAAUAUACCAAGUGAAUAUGUAAAUCUACCUUAUAUAUACCGGAUAAGAUAAAUAUAUAUUUAGAUAUUUUGUACUAAAACACGUAAAAAAAACAUGAAAAGCAGAAACAAAACGAUGCAAGCUGAAAAUGAGUUUAGAAACGACCACUGAUCCGAAAUAUAGAAAAAAAGAAGAACUCUAAGAAGUCGAACGACUUGCGUGCGGAAACAAAAUGGGAUAUAAAACUGGGAAGCAAAUCGCCAAAAGGGAGUCAAACGGAUAUCAAUAAUGUAAGCUAAGCAAGUUUGAUCAGAAAUGCGAUAAUAUGAACAUCACUACUGGGGCAGCAGAGUCAGGGAGAUGACGAAGAAAGCAGAAGCGCAAUUAGGGCUGAAGCAUAUGGAGGUAGCAGAGUCGACAAGAGAAGAUGAUUAAUUUUGAAUAAAAAAAGGUAUCUGUA
Armigeres subalbatus is the source of this 2964-nucleotide messenger RNA. Its product is annotated as FERM domain-containing protein 8-like. NCBI's taxonomy places the organism in Eukaryota, Metazoa, Arthropoda, Insecta, Diptera, Culicidae. Gene Ontology annotation, biological process: negative regulation of canonical Wnt signaling pathway. The record is from RefSeq and is a predicted model, not a curated record. The coding region runs from base 1 to 1674 and encodes 557 amino acids. Gene Ontology annotation, cellular component: plasma membrane; cytoskeleton. The transcript is spliced from 8 exons.